CAAACUGUUACUGUUCGUAAUAUGAUAUGAGCGUAGUUUUGCGUAUCAAAUGGCAUACACAAUGAAAUUGCAUGCAUUGUUAAAGUUAUGUUAUAUCAAACAAUAUUCUGAUUUUAUUUUUAUAACUUUUGAUAUAACUAGCAUAAAAUUUAUAAUUUUGUCCAUUCUGUCAAUGUUUUUGGAAUAAGAAUUUAUCGGCAAACUUAAAAUGAUAAAACGUGUAUUUAUAGCUUGCUUAUCAGUAAAAUAAUUAGAAAACGUUUCAAAUAUUCAUGUUUUGGAGAUAACUCUUGACAAACAUCCAAAACUAGGAUGCCGACGCAUGUGCAUCUUUAGGUUUAGGCCCCUUCUGGGCUGUGAUAAAAAUACUUCCUACCUCUCAAAAACAAAAAUUGGUAACAUCUUGAGAAAAUAACACUUCUUAUUUAAUCAAUGUUUAAACAAUUACUGGAACGAUAUCAAUUAAAAGUGCGCAAAAAUAACUCCAACAUUAAUCGGGAAACCAGUAAUGAGUUGUAUGCUAAUAGAUAUGUCUUGUAACCUUGGCCAUGACUAAUAGUAUAUGUAUACCACCAGAUAGUCUAAUUCAUUCGGCUUAUCGGAUUGCGUUAGUUGCCAAACUGGUGUUAGGAUUAUAAUGAAAGAUCAAUUGACAGUUAUUUAUAAUUAAGACAGUCAUUCUCUGGUAGUAUAUUGUAUAUUUUAAUAUACAUUUUGUAUUUGAUAAUCACACCACAGUAGGUUCCCAAUGGAAUUUAAUUAGGCGCCGUUCAAAAAUAAGAUUAAAUUUUGAUGAAAAGGACAGCAUGUGCCAUAGACUUUACAAUGGAGGCAACUGAUGCAAAAGAAAAGACAAAAGAAAGUUUAAAUGACAGGUUUGAGGACAUUAUCAAUAUAUAUUUGUCAAUUCUCGAUCACCAGCAAAAUGAAAUUUAUAACGUGCGUAUGAUGCAUCAUGAAGUUUGGAGAGAUGUGCACCAAGUUACAGGCAUCUCAGAAACACGCGCCGGAAGUAGAGUCGAGAGAUAUACCAGGAUUUUACCGAUUGGUUCCAAAUCCGAUGUUGAUUACAAACUUUGCGUUGAGGGUGUGGCCAUUGACAUGCAUGAGGGUAGAAGGCUGUAUAUUGAGUCUUCUCCCUCCAAGGCGUAUUGCAAAUUGUAUAUCACAGACAAAGGAAUGGCCGUGUUGGAAGAAAAUGAAUUGCUCUCAAAACUUUUUAGACAUUCAAUUUUCAAAUGCCAGAAAUCUGAAAGAUAUAUGGUGAAGCCAGCAAUAUUUAAAACUAAUGUUGUAGAACACUGCAAAUUUGAGAUGCGGGAAACAGGUGAACAAAGGUCACCAACAAGCCCAGCUGUGAGCGGAGAAGGAGCCCUUAAUCCUUAUGAUAUAGUCCCAUGCUUGAUGUUCAAGAGUUGGCCUAACUUUAUAAGGAAGACAGUUUUGGAUAUGUACAUCUUAAAAUCAAGUAAAGAUGUCCCUUUACCAGUUUUUAUAGUACCAACAGGGAAUCCAUUGUCUGAAACCAGAGAUCUUGAGUGGCGGCUAUCAUUCGCCGUACUAGAAAUUGAGAUUUUUAGACAAUUGAAAAGUCAUCAAAGGCGUCUUUAUGGUCUCGCAAAAUACCUAUUUAAAGUAGUUUUCGAAGACCUGGAACUUAUUCAGUCAUAUCAUUUAAAAAUCUUGUUUCUACGAAAACUUGAAGACGAUGACCUGACAAAUGUAAAGCCGUUAUCAUUUUUAACUAGCUUUUUCAAAUAUGUCCUGGAAGCUAUUGAAAAUCAAUUUGUUCCACACCUGUUCAUUGAAAACUGUAAUAUAUAUCCAGUUCACUACCAUUCUGAUAUGAAAAAAGAACAGUUCCGUUUAAGGGUCGAAAAUAAUAACUUUCUAUCUGUUAUGAGAAAAAAAAUCAAGACAAUAAUAUCUCAUGACACAAAUACAGAUAUUGCGGAAGAGGAAUGUUGGUUAGAAAAUACGAAACAGGCGUUAGGAAAUCGUCAAGAGGCCGGUCUAUCAGAGGUUUGGAUUGCAGGAUAUCUUACACGUCUCCUGAGCGUAAUUGUAUAUUGUCUUCGAAAAAGUCUAUUCCAGAAUAAAUUUCAAAAUGCUGUCAAAAACCUCGUGAAACUGGUGCAUGCUAACCACCACGACAAGUAUAUCAACAGAGCUGUUCCGUUCAUUACGUGCUUGUUAAACGAUGUUUAUCGUAUUGACGUAUUUACUGACUUUGGAACUCAGUCAGUAAGGUAUUGUGAUAGAGUAAGUUUUGCUAUUCACAGAGCAUUUUACUGUUACGAACGGAACGAUGUCGACGGUGUUCACCAGUAUCUCAUUGAGGCUGGAAACACAGAAAUAAACUCAGGCACUUCAGGGAUAGCUGUCACUAAAUUCCACAAUGGAAUUGAUCAGUCCCUUGAUUUUGCUAUUUGUUACUGCCAGAAGAAACUAAAUUCAAACCGUUUUUAUCUCUGCCCAAACGUUAUGCGAUUACAUUUGAUAAUUCAGCUGCGAAUCAGAAAAAUAAAUGAUCAGUUAGAACAGGCACUAAAACAGAAAGGAAAAGAGUGUGAUACUUGUUCACAAAAGUCAUUCACUGACGUGAAGAAAAACGCCAAGAGCGUGAGGACAUUUGACCUAGAAACACAUCAAUCAGUCAAUGAUAUAGCCGAACUGCUUACUGAAUUGGCAAACGCUGCAGAUACAGCAAGUGUAAGAGAACCAUUCACAGGCAAAUUGUCGUAUAAACACAAUAGUUUCUUGCUUUUAAAGGGCUACAGGGAGCAGUUGUCCGGAUCAGCAUAUCAGGCUUUACGUGAAAUUCCACUUAUCUUCAACCAGGAUUUUUCUUUAUAUGAAAAGAAGGAGCUAGCAACAAAUUUUGAUCUUAGAUAAUGUAUCAAUGUAAAAGAUCUAAUAAAUCAAAGUAACCUUAUAAACUCAUAUCUUACUCAUAUUUUGUGCUAUUCACACAAAAGAAUAUUGUGUUUCACACAGUAAGAAAAUGCAUUUAUAAAUAUCCUGUCUGCGUAGGACUUUGUUUUGCAUAUAAUGUAUGCCGCUAUGUACAAGAAAAUGGACAGUGGAAGACACAUCAAUGUACAUAAAGAUGACCGGGUAUUUAUGUUUACUUACACGUAAGUCGACAGCAUAUCACAUGAGCUUGAUGAGGAUACGUCAGUUUUAUUUUAAGACACACCGAGUAUUCACUUUAGUGCGCUUAUCAUAUAAGUUUUGUAUGCGCUUUAAAUUUCAUUGUUUUUUUCUUCAAAUAUAAACAUUGAAAAUUAUGAUCGAACUGAAACGAUUCAAUAAGUAAUUUUCAUUUUUGAAAGUUGUUAAAUUUUCUUAUUUAUUCCAAUAAUCUUAGUAUGCUAUGGUAACGUUUUUGUUAGAAAAUGGCUUAACAUGCUUUAAUUAUUGAAUCCGGUUGUUGAAUCUAUUCAGUCUCAUGCACAGACACAACCAAACCCAGUUUGUUAUUUCUCAAGCUGCGUUUUGUGUUUCUUAAUAUUUUUUUACAGAUUUCAUUAAUUGUAAGUUGUUAGAGUUUCACAUUCAGUGCUAUAAUUUAGUUUCAGAUUCAGAAGUUAUUGGACGUUCGAAGUCAACCAAUGCUAUAAUACGAUAUUACUUGGGAGCUACUUUCAUAGAUUCAAAAAAUCUAGAUUAUCUUCAAAUUUAAAGCUGUUGAUGUUAUCUGUUUGUCCGUCCUCAUUUAGUAUCUUCUUUAUCUUUUGCUAUACGGUAAUUUUCUUCUAUCUUUGCAAAUAAAUUAUUUAUUAACAUCAAAUAAAUCACUCAUGUUUGAUAUUUCAGGUCCCAGUUUUUCAUAAGAGUUAUCUUUUAUUGUUUUUGUUGACUUAUUAUAUUGUACUUUUAGUUAUCUCCCUAUAAUUGGUUUACCAGUUCAUGUUUGUUGAUAACCGAUUUCAAUUAUCUAUGAUAACGUGGUUCAUUUAUAUUAAUCAGUUAAAAUUUAAACAUUAUGUCAGUAUACUUUCCGUUACGUAACCUGUUUAAAUACAUAUCAUAAAGUAUAAAUAGAAUUAAAAAAAAGAACGUUUAUCUAUGCAGGUGUGCAAUCUGUACAAUGGGCUAAUUUGUUUUAAAUACACAUAUUACAUUUAUACCUGUUUAAUAUUGUAUUGAUACGGUAGUGUUUAAAAAUAUGCAUUGUUACACAUUUUGUAUUACUAUAUCUGUUUUUUUCGUACUCAAAGUUGCUGUACUUUGUAUGGUCAUGACAUUGUGAUGUAAAAUAUACAUUUAAAAUUAA
This is a messenger RNA of Mercenaria mercenaria, 4279 nucleotides long. RefSeq lists its product as uncharacterized. Lineage: Eukaryota; Metazoa; Mollusca; Bivalvia; Venerida; Veneridae. The transcript is spliced from 2 exons. The record is from RefSeq and is a predicted model, not a curated record. Bases 793 to 2895 code for a protein of 700 amino acids.